AUGAUUAACGCCACAGCCUCUGUCCAGGAGUUCAUCCUGCUGGGCUUCCCCACCGCCCCACCCCUCCACCUCGUCCUCUUCUGCCUGGUUCUGACCAACUAUCUGCUGACGCUUUCUGGGAACGGGGUCAUCAUUGGCAUCACCCUCUCUGAUCACCGGCUCCGCAGCCCCAUGUACUUCUUCCUGCGUAACUUUUCCUUUGUGGAGAUAUGGUUCACCUCUGUCACAGUGCCCAAGCUCUUGGCCAGCUUCCUCCAGGGCCCUCAGACGAUUUCCUUUGCUGGCUGCAUGAUCCAGUGCUACUUCUACUUCCUUCUGGGGGCCGCUGAGUUCCUGCUUUUGGGUGUCAUGUCUUUUGACCGCUACCAAGCCAUCUGCAACCCGCUCCGCUACCCAGCGCUCAUGACUGGGCGCUUCUGCUUGCAGCUGGUAUGUGGCUCCUGGGCCGCGGCUUUUGCAACCAUCCUGGGGCCGCUCAUUCUGGUGACUGGGCUGCCCUACUGUGGCCCCAACAUCAUCAACCACUUCUUCUGUGACCGGACACCACUGGUGGGGCUGUCUUGCUCGGGGACCCAUGAGGUUGAAGCUGUCAACUUGGUGCUGGCCGCGGUGCUGAUAUUGGGCUCACUGGUGUUGACAGGCAUCUCCUAUGGCUACAUUGUCCUGGCAGUGCUCCGCAUUCCCUCCCUGCAUGGGCGCCGCAAGGCCUUCUCUACUUGUGCUUCACACAUGGUAGUGGUGACCAUUGUCUACGGCAGCCACAUCUUCAUGCAUGUCCGCACCAGCCACACCUACCCAGAGCAGGUGGACAAGGUGGUGGCCCUGAUGACCAGUGUGGUGGCCCCAUCGCUCAACCCUUUCAUCUAUACCUUGCGUAAUGAGAAGGUCAAGGCAGCCCUGUGGGAUGUGGCACGGAGGACCAGGAUCUUAGCCACCAUGGGGAAAGCCGUAGAAGAAAUGGAGGAGAGAGCUUAGAUAAAGUGCAGUGGGGGAGGCCUUGGACUUGUGCAGGAAGGUGGAGGGAAAACUGGAAACAGUCUGGACACCUGGUUUCCAUCCUUGGCUUUAGGGGUGGGAAUGAGGAUUUUUGGGUUUAAAAAAUAGGGACUCACAGCCUGGACUCCUGGGAUCUAUCUUCAACUUUGGGAGGGAAGUAGCAUCCCAAGCUAAGAGCAGGAGAAACUGGGAGCCCAGAUUCCUGGGUCCUGUCUCAGCUCUGUGAAGACAUUUGGCCAUGAGUUGGACGGCAAGAAGACUGGAUUGUUGGGUCCUUGCCCAAGUUUAGGAGAGCAAAGGGAUCUAGAACUGUAGAGCCCAAACUCCAAAGUUUCUAGUCACCACCCUGGGAGAGGAGCUGCAUCUACCCGGACAGGCUCCAAAACUCCUGGGUUCAAUCCCUGGUUCUGGGAGAGGAGGGUAGGUUCGAGGGUUAAACCCAGGACUCCGUGACUGGUUCUCUAGCUUUUGGGGUUAAGUGGGGAGUAGUGGUUAGAGCAGAAGGAUGGGAGCCUGGACUCCAGGAUUUUCUCUCCAACACUGUGUAUGAGUCAGAGUAAAACUGAAUGCCUGCUUUGGAAGCUGUGAGCUAGAUCUUUAGCUCAUUCUGGGAUGUGAAAGGCCCCUUACAAAUGUAAGUUGUAUUGCUGCUUAGAC
This is a messenger RNA of Alligator mississippiensis (American alligator), 1653 nucleotides long. Its product is annotated as olfactory receptor 6M1. NCBI's taxonomy places the organism in Eukaryota, Metazoa, Chordata, Crocodylia, Alligatoridae. Gene Ontology annotation, cellular component: membrane. Gene Ontology annotation, molecular function: G protein-coupled receptor activity; olfactory receptor activity. Gene Ontology annotation, biological process: G protein-coupled receptor signaling pathway. The record is from RefSeq and is a predicted model, not a curated record. The transcript has a single exon. Bases 1 to 975 code for a protein of 324 amino acids.